Messenger RNA from Anthostomella pinea, 1269 nucleotides. The record is from the annotation of a GenBank genome assembly. NCBI's taxonomy places the organism in Eukaryota, Fungi, Ascomycota, Sordariomycetes, Xylariales, Xylariaceae.
AUGAAGGCCCAAACGAGCACCCGCCCUGAUAUUGUAGCUCGCAAGAAGCUAGGGCUCGAUUGGUCGCCAGCCCAAAGGAAUGCAUACCUGAAGGAUGUCAAGGUUGUGGACAUCAAGAGACUGGACCAGCCAUAUCCUGUAGACGACCACUACGUGGCGGGCACCCCGAAAGCCAGAGAGCAGUGGAGCGAUUACUGGCAUGAGAAGCCGAUGAAGGACCGCAGGUACCGUCACGGUAUCCGCCCCAAGAUCCUCGACCUUGACGAGUCCCGUCUUCAGUAUAUCAUUCCACAAAGCGAGAGCGUCAUUUUCCGAGAUGCCGACACGAAAGAACUGGUCAUGGUGGUGCUCCGCAGCUUCAUGCCCGACGAAGGCGUCCGUGGGACUAUGGUUGAGCUGUGCAAGGACAUUUUGAAGGCUCGUCGAAAUGAUCGGCGCGAGGAUCCCGGCAUGCUGGUGCAUUUCGGAUACACUUGUGGCAGUCGUCACGACCCUCAGAUCCAACUGGCCGCCCCGUGUGUACGUCUCAACACAGUGGCCAAACAGCAGAGCGAGGAGCAGCUCAACAUCAGGGCGCAAGGCAUGGCCGGCCUUACGUGGAAUAUGAUGAAAUCUCGCCUACCUCUGGAGAUCACCGCCACCUACAACGACAUGAUCGAGGCCUAUGACUUACCUCGCAUGGACAUGGGCCGUGACGACGACGCGUUCACAUUCCAGCUGAAAGGUCAAGACGUCACGUUCCAGGGGCUCGAACUACCACCACCGUCGGGACUGUCUGCGAUCAACUACGCCAGGCACACGCACACCGAGACCAAUGGCGACAACUGGAUCGUCGCUUGCACGUGCAAUGCGCCAGACGACCCGACCAAGGGCGGGAAUUUCUAUAUUGCCUCGUACGGCAUCAUGAUGGAGCCAGCGACUAACACGGUCUCGGCAUGGCACCCGCCCGACUACCACGGGACGUCGCUGUACGAGAUGACCGAGGGACCGGAGCGGCGAGCAGGUUACGAGAUCCGUACAGAGCUUCAACACCGGCAUGGUGUUCGAAAUGUCAAGAGCAUUGAAGAAUGCACGGAAGAACUCUGCCUGGCUCGACGAACGACGCAAGACGAGAGGACUGAAACCAGCGCGGGUUCGUGCAAAAAGGAGCACACAGACGAGGUAUUCCCUCCGCUCGAGAACGGGAGCUGUAUCCAGAAUAAGACCGUCGGUAUCACCAUGCCGGCCUCAAGACAUAUACGCAUGGUUGGACAGCACCGUAUGCAAUAA